Catharus ustulatus (Swainson's thrush) is the source of this 3105-nucleotide messenger RNA. RefSeq names its product SRY-box transcription factor 13 (gene SOX13). Gene Ontology annotation, molecular function: DNA-binding transcription factor activity, RNA polymerase II-specific; RNA polymerase II cis-regulatory region sequence-specific DNA binding. Gene Ontology annotation, biological process: cell fate commitment; regulation of transcription by RNA polymerase II. Gene Ontology annotation, cellular component: nucleus. Bases 669 to 2504 code for a protein of 611 amino acids. The transcript has 14 exons. NCBI's taxonomy places the organism in Eukaryota, Metazoa, Chordata, Aves, Passeriformes, Turdidae. The record is from RefSeq and is a predicted model, not a curated record.
CGGGAUUUUGGCAUCUCUGGCAUCCCCAAGCGGGCAGGGUGGGGGUUUUCUGGCACUCCCCCCCCGUUCCCGUUCCUGGAGCCGCUGUGCUCCGAUAGGAUCAGCCUGGCGGGCAGGAAGGGUGGCACGGCCACCGGGAGAAUUGCAGGACGUGCCGUUCACGGGCACGAACCGGGCAAUAAAAACUGUCACCGUCCCCAAAAUCUUACACUUGCCAGGCUGGGAAAGGUGAAAUACGGGAAUUUCAGGGUUUUGCAGCUUGUGGAACGAACCCCCAAAACGCUGCGAGGGGGAGGAAGCAUCCCGUGAGGAUUUGGGAUCUGUUUCCAUCCUCCGCGCUGGCGAUUUCCAUCCCAGCCGCGUUCCCUCCCUUCCUCCCCACCCUGAAUUAAAUGGGGAACAUUAAAAAGCGAGAAGAUCCCUUUCAGCGCCGGUGCCAGGGCGAUUGUUCCGUGCCCAUUGUGUGCCCCAGGCAGCCCCGGAGCCCACACCUGAGACCCGCCCGCAAUGAGAUAAGGGCGAGUUUUCCCCUUUUUCCCUUUUUAUUUUUUUUUUUUCUGUUUGCUCGGCAGAGUGGAUAAUAAACCCUCAAUGAGACCUCUUUCAAACACGGCCCUAUUAAAGCGCUGGCCCCAUUUGAAGAGCGAAUUUCCAGCGGCACCGGGAGGAUGUCCAUGAGGAGCCCGGUGUCGCCACCCCCGGAGCUGGAUGGAGAGGGCACCAUGGUGAACUGCGCCGUCAAAACGGAGGAGAAGAAGGAGGGAGGACCCGAAACCCCCCCGGGGGCCGCCCCCAACCCCGACCCCCGGCCCCACGAGCCCCCGGGGCCACCACCCAGGGAUGGCAGUGACCCCCAGGCCGUGCCUCAGGAAUGUCGCUCUCCCUCCGGGGACAUCCCCGAGCCCCGGCGCUCCGCCUUCGAGCCGCCCGGGGCGGGCCAGGAGAAACUGGACUUCAACAGGAACCUGAAGGAAGUGAUGCCAACCAUUGAGAAGCUGCUGUCCAGUGACUGGAAGGAGCGGCUGCUGGGCAGGAACACGGCUGAAUCCAAGGAAGUGAAAGGAACCCAGGAGAGCCUGGCAGAGAAGGAGCUGCAGCUGCUGGUGAUGAUCAACCAGCUGUCCACGCUGCGGGACCAGCUGCUGACGGCGCACUCGGAGCAGAAGAACAUGGCAACCAUGCUCUUCGAGAAGCAGCAGCAGCAGAUGGAGCUGGCCAGGCAGCAGCAGGAGCAGAUCGCCAAGCAGCAGCAGCAGCUCAUCCAGCAGCAGCACAAGAUCAACCUCCUGCAGCAGCAGAUCCAGCAGGUCAACAUGCCCUACGUGAUGAUCCCCGCCUUCACCCCCGGCCACCAGCCCCUCCCGGUGCCCCCCGAGUCCCAGCUGGCCCUGCCCAUCCAGCCCAUCCCCUGCAAGCCAGUGGAUUACCCGGUGCAGCUCCUGCACAGCCCCCCUCCUGCCUCGCUGAAGAGACCCGCGGGUCCGGGCCACCUCCAGAUGCAGGAGACCUCGCAGCCGCUGAACCUGACGGCCAAACCCAAAGGUUCCGAGCUCCCCAGUGCCUCCAGUUCUCCCAGUUUGAAGAUGAGCGGCUGCCAGUCCCUCCCCCCGAGCCACGGGGGCAGCAGGGAGCUGCAGGCCAGCCCGUCCAGCCUGCCCCUGGGGUUCCUGGGGGAGGGCGAUGCCAUCACCAAAGCCAUCCACGACGCGCGGCAGCUGCUGCACGGCCACGGCGCCGCCAUGGAGGGGGCCCUGAGCAGCCCCUACCGCAAGGAGCCCGUCGGGAUGGACUCGUCCCCGGUGAAGGAGCGGAUGGAGGAGGCGCCCGGACACCGGCUGGACGAGGCUCUGCUGAGCUGCGAUGUGGAUGGCUCCCGGCACUUCCCCGAGUCGCGGAACAACAACCACAUCAAGCGGCCCAUGAACGCCUUCAUGGUGUGGGCCAAGGACGAGCGCAGGAAGAUCCUGCAGGCGUUCCCGGACAUGCACAACUCCAGCAUCAGCAAGAUCCUGGGAUCCCGCUGGAAAUCCAUGUCCAACCAGGAGAAGCAGCCCUACUACGAGGAGCAGGCGCGGCUGAGCCGGCAGCACCUGGAGAAAUACCCGGAUUACAAAUACAAACCGCGGCCCAAGCGCACCUGCAUCGUGGAGGGGAAGCGGCUGCGCGUGGGAGAGUACAAGGCGCUGAUGAGGAACCGGCGCCAGGACGCCAGGCAGGGAUAUUUGAUUGGGCCGCAGGGCAGCCAGGUGCCCCCCAGCUCCUCGGACGUGCUGUACCCGCGGCCGGUGGGCGUGCAGCUGCCCCCUCCCCUCCUGGAGCAUUACCUGCCCCGCGGCGUGGACCCCACCAUGCCCGUCAUCGUCAACACCCGCAGCCUCAAGGACGGGGACGCCGGGGACGACGGGCACUCGGUGGCCGAGGGGGACAUGUACCGCUACAGCGAGGACGAGGACUCGGAGGGCGAGGACAAGAGCGACGGCGAGCUGGUGGUGCUGACGGACUGAGGGGGACAGGGGACAGCCGAGGGGGUGGCAGGGCUGGCUGUCACAGGAGCCGCUCAGCCACGGGAGAGCUGCCCACCCGCACUGGGGUCCCACCUGGGAUUUUGGGUGGUCAGGACUGGUCUUGCUUUGGUGGCACCUGGGGCUGAGGCCACCGAGCCUGGAGAUUUGGUGACACGGCUGCUGUGUUGUCACCCCCUGAGGGGGUGCAGGGAACCUCCAGAGCAUCUCCCAGCCCUGGGGACACGGGGUGGGGACACGGGGUGGGGACACGGGGUGGGGACACGCUCGUCCCUCCUCUAUCCUGGUGUGACCUCCCUGUCGCGCUUCCCGCUCGCUCUUUGGAGCCUGCCAGGAAUUCCCAGCGAGCCAAUUUUAGCUCCAGCCUGGCCCUGGCUCCGGCCAAGGGCUCCUCGGGGCUCUUUGUGCUCCCGGCAGCUCUGCCCCACUUUGGGAAUAAAGCGGGGGCUGUUCCUGCCCUGGCAGCCCCCGCUCGUGGGGGACAUCCCCGCCUGUCCCUGGGCACCUGGCCCUGGAGUUUGGCUCCACCUGAGCCCUGCAGGGUGACAGGGAGGGAGUAAAAAUGGCCCUUAGGGGGGAAAAA